Python bivittatus (Burmese python) is the source of this 3383-nucleotide messenger RNA. NCBI's taxonomy places the organism in Eukaryota, Metazoa, Chordata, Lepidosauria, Squamata, Pythonidae. The record is from RefSeq and is a predicted model, not a curated record.
CUGCCUCAGCAAAUUCGCCCCUGGACGACGCGCACCCUGACCUAAUACUGCAGCGACGGGAGGGCCUGAGCUACACGCUGCUCCUCGGAGGGUUUCGCCUAACCAGCCAAUAGAGUGGAAGGGAGGGGCUACUUUACCAGGCGAGGGGGCGGAGCUGUAGAAAGGAGCUCGAAGGCCGCUUCCACCUCGAAGAGCGAUCUUUGGCGCGCGGGCGUAGAGGCUGAAGUCCUUGCAUCAGACCUCGGAUGCUCCUUAGCUCCAGUUUGUUCCUUCUGCGCGGCUUCCCUCGUCUAUUCCAUGCUGCUGCAAUGAGCACCGCUACUGGUACUUUUCGACUGCAGCAACCCCUCAACUACCGAGAAGGUGCCCGCCACCAGCCUGUGGAUGGGGAUCACAGCGAGGAGAUCUAUGAACCAGCAACUGGUAGAGUUAUUGGGAACUUAUCCUUCUCUGGUGAGAAGGAGGUAGAUCUGGCUGUAAAGAGUGCACAUGCUGCUUUCAAAAUAUGGAGUCAGAAAUCAGGCAUGGAACGGAGCAGCAUUUUGCUGGAGGCAGCCCGAAUUAUCCGGGAAAGAAGAGAAGAAAUUGCUACCAUAGAAACAAUCAACAAUGGGAAAUCCAUCUUUGAAGCUCUCGUGGACAUUGAUAUAUCUUGGCAGUGCCUGCAGUACUAUGCUGGUCUAGCUGGCUCCUUGGCAGGUCAGCAUAUCCAGCUCCCCGAGGGAUCCUUUGCUUAUACCAGAAGAGAACCUCUUGGAGUCUGUGCUGGGAUAGGGGCUUGGAACUACCCUUUUCAAAUUGCCUGCUGGAAAUCAGCCCCUGCUUUGGCCUGUGGUAAUGCCAUGGUCUUCAAGCCUUCUCCCUUCACCCCCAUCUCCAUUGUGAUGCUGGCAGAGAUCUACAGUGAGGCUGGUGUUCCCAAGGGACUUUUCAACGUGGUGCAGGGCGGAGCUGCCACAGGCCAGUUCCUGUGCCAACACCCAAAUGUGGCCAAAGUCUCAUUCACCGGGAGUGUACCCACAGGUGUUAAGAUUAUGGAAAUGGCAGCCAAAGGGAUCAAACCUGUUACUUUAGAGUUAGGGGGAAAGUCCCCCCUCAUCAUCUUCUCUGACUGUGUUUUGGAUAAUGCUGUGAAAGGAGCCCUCAUGGCUAAUUUUCUUACCCAGGGCGAGGUUUGUUGCAAUGGUACUCGGGUGUUUGUACAACGGGCGAUCCUGCAGGCCUUCACCAAAGAAGUUGUGAAACAGACCCAGAACAUCAAAAUUGGCGACCCCCUGCUGCAAGACACAAGGAUGGGAGCACUUGUCAACAAGGCACACCUGGAGAAGGUCUUGAGUUUUGUUAAACAAGCCAAGGAGCAGGGUGCAGAAGUGCUGUGUGGAGGGGAUGCAUUUGUGCCAAAUGAACCCAAUUUGAAAAAUGGCUUUUAUAUGUCUCCUUGUGUCUUAGGAAACUGUAAGGACAGCAUGACAUGUGUAAAAGAGGAGAUUUUUGGACCAGUCAUGUCUAUUUUGCCCUUUGACACAGAAGAAGAGGUCCUAGAGAGAGCCAACAACACCCGUUUUGGCCUGGCAGGAGGUGUCUUCACCAGAGAUAUCCAGCGCGCCCACAGAGUAGCGGCUGGUCUCCAGGCUGGAAUGUGCUUCAUCAACAACUAUAAUGUCAGUCCCGUGGAGCUUCCCUUUGGAGGAUACAAGAUGUCAGGGUUUGGCCGAGAGAAUGGUGAAGCAGCAAUUGAAUACUAUUCCCAGCUGAAGACAGUCUUUGUGGAAAUGGGCAACGUAGAAUCAGUGUUCUAGUGGCCCUAGUCUAGUUGAAUGCUUCCAGUUAGCAUACAAUGGAGAUGCUAUGUACAACAGAAGCCGGAAGUGGUCUUUGUAGCGUCUGAUCGCAUUGUUUUUCUCCUAGUGCUACUUUGAAUUCCAUUUUUUCUCUUUCCUUUCUUCUUUUGAAAGUACAUAAUGGAGAAAAGAGAAACAGUCACAUUGGCCAUAAGAUUUUUUGCAACCAGUCCCAUAUAACUUCCAGACACCUCUUGCGAAGUUUUCUGACAUAAACAUAGUAGCGCAAAGUCUCAGCAGCAUAUGGCAAGACUGUCUGGUUCUAGACCUUGAGACAAUUUAUCUUCCUGAUCUAUUGAACUUGGUUGCUACCUCACUACCCAGAAACAAUAACUAAACAUCUGCACAAAACAGAUUGAUUGUGUUUCUAGUAUCUUUUCUAGGUAGGCUGUUUUAUGCAAUGAAUUUUGACCAAAUAAAGGUGCUGCUAUUGAGCAUUGAUUGCAUAAAAUUACAUGGCAGACACAAGUAUUCUAGCUGUUCUCAAUAGGUGGGAUGGGUGCUUGUUUUAAAGGAUAGGAGGAUUUGUUAGGAAAUUCAUUAAGCCCCUUAUGUACAGAAGCAUUGAAUUAUAAACAGGUGAUUCUGCCUUUCAGAAAUAUCUGGAAGAUCAAUCCCUGGAAGCUAGGAUUCCCUUUACUGGGGCAAAAUUUAUAGUACCUUUUCAAUAAAAACAAGGUUUUGAUUUAUAUAUUCAUUCCUCACUGGUUAUGGAAAAGUAGCACUAUUGAUUCUAGGAGAUUGCAAAUGAUAUUUCCCUCCUGAAUGAAAAACUGUUGGAGGAGAUGGUUGGGAAUCAAUAUUCUUUUCCUAAGUGAGAGGCAGGCUCAUAAUACCUUACAAAGGCUUAAUUUAUGGGUUGAUUUAAGCACUGCUAUUAGAACAGCAAGUUACUCGCUGGUUUCUGAGUACUUAUCCUUAACUACAAUUUUAAGUUAGGAGAAUUGCAAUAAAUGCAGAUUGGGUACGUUCAAGUAGGCAGCUUGUAAUUCAUUGCCAUAAAGAGCUGAAUCUGAGACUGAACGUUGAAGAUGAACCAUCAGAGAGUCAUUGAAUGGAAGAGUUUUCCACAUCUGCACCACUCAGCAAAUCUGUUAAAAGUGCCUAAUCCAAUUUAUACUUUCUCAAUAAGCAGUAAUUGGAUAACUGCAGAACAGCAGAUUAAGCAUGCAAAGGAGCCAAGAGCUCUGCCAGAAAAGCAAGAAAUGUCCCUAUCUAGACAACUAAAAAGGAAAAAGACAUAAAGCUGCAUUUUUAAAAAAUCAGAUGCCAUUAUCAAUCUCUUCUAGUUCUUGGAUGCCAUAGACUUAUGGUAAAUGUUUAUGGUUUUCUGCCAAGGCUUGAAUUAUAGUUCUAGGCUGCUAGAUUACUUUCCCCUUCAAUUCUGUCAAAAGGUGCCUUAGAUUUUUUGUUUUUGUUUUGUUUUUUGUUUGUUGUGUGUGUGGUUUUUUGUUUUUGUUUUUGUUUUGCGCUACUCUAAGUUCCUUUAUAAUGUAUAGGACUUAUUGAGAUGAUAGGUGCAUAUAAAUCUCUGAAAAAAGA